AUGGUCAAAUCGUACCUGAAAUUCGAGCCUUCGAAGACUUUUGGCGUUAUCACUGCUGCGUCGUCAAAUGCGGUUUGGAUACCCGAUGAAGAUGUCUCUGCCGAAACACGACAUACUGGUGCAGGACGAGCAGUUGUCGGAGCAGGAGAGGAGGUGAUAUGUUGGGAUGUGAAGAAGGGUGAAUUGCUCAGCAGAUGGCGGGAUUCGGAUUGCAGCGCACAGGUUACGGCUAUUUCACAGAGCAAAACAGAUCAAGAUAUCUUCGCGGUUGGGUAUGAGGAUGGCUCAAUAAGAUUAUGGGAUUCGAGACUAGCGACGGUUAUGAUAUCCUUCAAUGGCCAUAAAACCGCAAUUACCCAAUUGGCAUUUGACGGUGCAGGAGUGCGUUUGGCCAGUGGUUCCAAAGACACCGAUAUUAUAGUGUGGGAUUUGAUCGCAGAGGUUGGGAUUGUCAAACUACGUGGGCACACAGACCAAAUCACGUCUGUCAACUUUUUGGACGGAUCAAGCAUCAGUGACACUGAAGUCCAAAGUAGCAAUUCCCAGGACCGCUUUCUCUUGAGUACCGGGAAAGACUCCUUAAUCAAAAUCUGGGACCUUUCGUCUCAGCACUGCAUCGAAACCCAUGUAGCGCAAAGCAAUGGGGAAUGUUGGUCACUUGGGCUUUCACCCGAUCAGAGUGGGUGUAUUACUGGAGGGAACGAUGGCGAACUUCGAGUGUGGUCCAUCGAUGCAACUGUGAUGAAUGAAGUAGCAAAAGAAACUGGAGCCGCAGACGGCCGCAAAAUCCUUGUGGAUAGGGGCAAUUUAUAUCGACAGGGCAAGGACCGAACAAUGGGCAUCCACUUCCAUCCGAGGUUGGAUUACGUCGCGGUUCAUGGAGCUGAAAAGUCAAUCGAGAUCUGGAGAAUACGGACGGAGGCUGAGAUCCAAAAGAGUCUGGCAAGGAAACGGAAACGGAGACGAGAAAAGGCUGGAGAGCAAGGCGCUGGACACGAGUUGGAAAACGGCGCGGAUGCUGAAAACCCAGACUCUAUCUCUGCAGCCCCAAUAUCCGAAGUUUUCGUGUCCUAUACUAUCGUUAGGAUACAAGGGAAAAUUCGUUCAGCGGAUUGGAUGGGUGGGAAAGGCCUCAGGAUGCUCGCCGCAACAAGUAACAACCAACUUGAAGUGUACGGUGUAGUUGCUGUGGAGAGGCAGAAAUCGAAAAGCAGCGAGGAUUCAGAAUAUAACCGCAUAUUAUCGAUUGAUAUGCCGGGUCACCGCACGGACGUUCGAUCGCUUGCCCUGAGCUCUGACGAUAGGAUGCUUUCUUCCGCCUCGAAUGGCACUUUGAAGAUCUGGAAUGUGCGAACUCAAACAUGUUUACGAACUCUGGAAUGUGGUUACUCAUUGUGCUCCGCGUUCCUACCUGGUGACAAAAUCGUGGUACUGGGGAAUAAGAACGGAGAACUUGAAGUAUUCGAUAUUGCCUCAGCUACAUUAUUGGAUACAAUACAAGCGCACGAGGGCCCAGUAUGGGCGCUUCAUGUUCACCCUGAUGGAAAAUCUAUGGUUACUGGAAGUGCUGAUAAAACUGCUAAAUUCUGGGAGUUUAAGGUUGUGCAAGAGGCAAUUCUGGGAACGAAGCGGACGACUCCUCGCCUUAAACUAGUUCACACGAGGACUCUUAAGGUGAACGAUGAUAUCCUAAGUAUUCGCUUCUCUCCUGAUGCGCGACUCAUUGCUGUAGCGCUAUUGGAUAACACCGUGAAAGUUUUCUUCGUUGACACUCUGAAGCUCUUCUUGAUCCUAUACGGCCACAAGCUUCCUGUCCUUAACAUGGAUAUAUCUUACGACAGCAAAUUAAUCGUCACUUGCUCUGCGGAUAAGAACGUACGGCUAUGGGGCCUGGACUUUGGUGACUGUCACAAGGCUUUCUUCGCGCAUCAAGACAGCAUCAUGGCAGUAGCCUUCAUACCGAAUAAUAACGAGGGCAAUGGCCACCACUUCUUCAGCGCCAGCAAGGACCGGGUGAUAAAGUAUUGGGACGGUGAUAAAUUCGAGCAAAUUCAAAAGCUUGAAGGGCACCAUGGCGAGAUAUGGUCUCUUGCCGUCAGCCAUUCUGGAGAAUUCAUCGUUACUGCAAGCCAUGAUAAAAGUAUCCGAGUAUGGGAACAAACUGAUGAGCAGAUUUUCUUGGAAGAAGAACGGGAAAGGGAAUUGGAAGAGCUCUACGACAGCACGUUAGCGACCUCACUGGAUAAAGAAGAUGAGGACGCAGAAGGGCAGGAAAAAGCAGAGGCAGCGGCUGCUAGCAAACAAACAAUUACAACUCUCAUGGCUGGUGAGAAGAUUGUAGAGGCUCUCGAUUUAGGAAUCGAAGACCUUGCGCUUAUGCGAGAGUGGACGGAGUUGAAAUCAACCAAUCCCAAAACUGCACCACCAUCGCGCAAUCCCGUCUAUCUAGCCCUUGGCAACAUAUCCGCAGAACGCCAUGUCCUCCAAGUCAUACAGAAAAUUCCCGCAGCAGCACUCCAAGAUGCCCUCCUCGUUCUUCCCUUUUCAAAACUGCCGGCCUUAUUCACAUUUCUGAAUAUCUGGGCAAAGAAUGCAUGGGAAAUCCCGCUGACCUGUCGUGUCUUAUUCUUCAUGCUCAGAACGCAUCACCGCCAAAUUGUGGCGAGCAAAAUGAUGAGACCAAUGCUUGAUGGUAUUCGGGGCAACCUGCGGAAUGUCCUUGCCAGGCAGAAAGAUGAAAUGGGAUUUAAUAUUGCAGCCCUCAAGUUCAUAGGCAACCAAGUCCGGGAACGUGGCCGUUCAAACUACAUUGAUGAGAAUUUGUGGGAGAAGGAAGAGCAACAGGUAAAAGGCAGCAAGAAGCGGUAUUUUGUGAAUGUUUCAUAA
Messenger RNA from Histoplasma capsulatum G186AR, 2886 nucleotides. RefSeq names its product WD domain-containing protein. Gene Ontology annotation, molecular function: snoRNA binding; protein binding. Gene Ontology annotation, biological process: maturation of SSU-rRNA. Gene Ontology annotation, cellular component: small-subunit processome; Pwp2p-containing subcomplex of 90S preribosome. The transcript has 3 exons. The record is from RefSeq and is a predicted model, not a curated record. The coding region runs from base 1 to 2886 and encodes 961 amino acids. Lineage: Eukaryota; Fungi; Ascomycota; Eurotiomycetes; Onygenales; Ajellomycetaceae.